CACGCUCCGAGUAGAAGCUGCUGCACGAAAGGAGCUGCUCGCAGCCGCAGCGCUGUGAAUGUGUCUGUGCGCGCGGAGAGCGAGACGGGAGCGGAGGGGAGAUACAGGAAUUUGGAGAAGGCUGGAAACACGGUAGAGCGAGCGAGCGAGCGCGCACGGAACGGCACGCACAGAGCGGGAUCCGCCAGCGUUUGGCCCCCCUCUCCACUCCACUCCGCUGCGAUCGGACUAAUCCGAGGAAUGGAGCUGCCUGCCGCCGGCGAGCACGUCUUUGCGGUGGAGGGCAUCGAGAAGAAGCGCAUCCGAAAGGGGAAGAUCGAGUACCUGGUCAAGUGGCGAGGAUGGUCCCCGAAAUACAACACGUGGGAGCCGGAGGAAAACAUCCUUGACCCGCGCCUGCUGGUCGCGUUUCAACACAGAGAGAGGCAGGAGCAGCUGAUGGGGUAUAAAAAGCGGGGCCCAAAGCCAAAGCAUCUUCUGAUUCAGGUGCCCUCAUUCGCUCGGAGAUCCAGUAUUCCUGCAGGUCUCGAGGAAACGUCUCAGGAAGUGGAGAUCACCCCAAAGUCUGACCUGACCCAGGUCCAGCGCUCCCAGCCCCAGCAGUACCAGCUCAACAGCAAAAAGCACCAUCAGUACCAGCCCAGCAGCCAGGAGGUUCCAGCCGACCCGCUCCCCAACAGCAAGAAGAGGCUGAUCUACCAGCUGAACAGCAAAAAGCACCACCACUACGAACCCGACCCACACAUGUACGACGUUCAGGCUUCACGCCUCAAAGAGGUGGUCAAAGUCCAGGAGGCGGCGAGCAAGCCGGCAAACCCGGGCUGGAACCUGCCUCUGGCUCUGCAGCAGAAGUGGGUUCGGGACAAAGACACCGGGUGCUUGAGUAAAGUCAAGGAGCUGGCCGUUGAAGUGAGGAAGCCAGCGGUGAAGGAGAGCGAGAACGCGCUGAAGCCCAAUCCUAAGGAUGCGGCUCUGCCGAGUGCGGUCAGCAGCAAAAUGAAGAUCCUCAAGAAUAAGAACAAGAACGGACGGAUUGUUAUCGUCAUGGGGAAGUACAUGGACAAGGUUCAUGGAGCGAAGGGGAAACACGGGGAGUCCUCGAAGGAGGGCGACUCCCAGAGCGCCAAACCACCUGAAGGCCGGAGCAAAAUGGUGGAACUUUCAGGGAGCGGACUCUGCGAUAGCAGCUCCCUCUCUGCCCUGGAGCAUCCCAUGAAGUGCUCACCCAAGGACAGGCAUUUCUCCAAACCCUCACCAAGCACUGCUGAGGAAUACAACACAGAAGUGGCUCGCGGUCAGGCGGAUUUACCAGAAGACCUGCCUCUGCAGCUGACCGCCAGCUCCCCUCCAACGUCCUGGAGCGUUGACACCAGCAUUCCAACUCCUACGGCCGUGGACCAAAUCAGGAUCCCGUCUUUUUCCAGCGACCGGAAACGGAAGCUCUCAGAUCCGGUCGAGGACAGGAACGUUUCCAAAACCUAUCUGACAACGAGGAGUUUAAGCGCGCCCAGCACUGCGGUCGCGCCCCCUCAGGACACACCCAUGGACCUGCACUGCUGCGGCCCACGCCCCAGCGUUUGUACGUACGACGCUGCGGGCAACCAGGAGGAGCCCAUGGACCUGAGCUGUCCAAAAAACAGGUCACCGCUGGACGCCAAAUCACAGCCAGAGCCCAGCUCUGAGGUCAAAGACACACCUCCCGUGACGGAAGAAUCCAAGUCAAAGGAGGCGGCGAAAAACGCCUCCCCGUUCAUGGGGAACAUCAUCAUCACCGACAUCACCACAAACAGUCUGACCGUCACCUUCAAGGAGUUUGUCUCUUUUUGAGAAACCCUCUAUCAUUCAGACGUCCUUCCUGUUCAUAUGUUUAUAUGUAAAAAACAGAAAAACCUAAAAAACAUUUGGAUUUUUGUAUAUAAAGAAAUUUUUAAUUUAUCACUCAAAUUCAGUAUGUUUCUUAUAAUGUUUUGUACAGUAACUCCUGUGAUGUUGUAGCGAAGAAAGUGCCCUCGAGGAUUUGAGCGUUUGGCGUGGAGAAACUCCACCUAAAAAACUGUUUGUCAAACUUAUUGCUGUUCUUUCAUACCUGUACCAAACCUAUAACCUGGAUGUAUGAAGGAUUAUAUACGUUUUUCUAAAAAAUAAUAAUAAUAAUAAUAUAUCUUAUUUUGGUCUUUUGGAGUGUACAGCAAUCAGAGAUGAAACUGAAGCACUUAAUGCAUUUUCAUGUGGUGAAGAAAGAAAGAAAGAAAGAAAGAAAGUCUUACUUCGGAGAUUCCUUUUUAUUCCUAACAAACAGCUGCCUUUUGAGGGAAUUUCGUUGUCCCAGUGUAGACACACUAAAUCAUGUUUCCACUCCGUUUGAACUACCAGCAUUUCUCCUCCAGGCUGCAUAUUUCACAUUUGACUAUAAGAAUCGGAUGCUGACUAACAAAAUUGUGUCAGAAGUUCCUUCCUGCUCCUUUUGGUUUGUGUUUACCUCCCAUGUUUUGGGGUUUCAUCUCAUGUUGAAGCUAUAAUCUGAAGAAUGCAUGAGCUUUGUUUUCCGCUGAAGCAGCCGAGGUCAUUGAUGAGUAAACAUGCAAUCCAGUUUGAGUUUUUUUUUUGUAUGCUGCUGAAAUGUCAGAGAUGUUGGAUGUAACCCACAUUGAAGUCUGAAUGGCCUUCGGUGCACAAUAAAUGCAAAUCCAGCCAGAAAUGCUAAAAUGCUUUAAAACGAGAAACAGGAAUGCAUAUUUAUUGACACAAAAAAGUGGUUUAGACGAAGUUCGCUGCAUCAAGCUGCAGUUAUUGAUUUUUUAAGUCAAAUUGCUCCUCUUUUCUAUAUCUAUUUUUUUUUCUUUUUGCACUCUGAAAAGAUUGUCAUAAAAGUAUGUUCUAUCAGGAGUUUGCUGACCUUUCCGUUACGCUUCUCCGGUGAAAUAUUUCACAAUAAAGAGAGAGAUUUGACCUCAAA
Molecule: messenger RNA, 2956 nt
Organism: Oryzias melastigma (Indian medaka)
Lineage: Eukaryota; Metazoa; Chordata; Actinopteri; Beloniformes; Adrianichthyidae
Gene: cbx4
Product: chromobox homolog 4 (Pc class homolog, Drosophila)
Exons: 5
Coding region: 241-1827 (528 amino acids)
Biological process (GO): negative regulation of DNA-templated transcription
Source: RefSeq, a predicted model, not a curated record